Messenger RNA from Cylas formicarius (sweet potato weevil), 2776 nucleotides. Its product is annotated as aminoacylase-1. Lineage: Eukaryota; Metazoa; Arthropoda; Insecta; Coleoptera; Brentidae. The record is from RefSeq and is a predicted model, not a curated record. Gene Ontology annotation, cellular component: cytoplasm. The transcript is spliced from 7 exons. Gene Ontology annotation, biological process: amino acid metabolic process. Gene Ontology annotation, molecular function: aminoacylase activity. The coding region runs from base 280 to 1497 and encodes 405 amino acids.
UAUUUUUCGGAUUUUGUUUUUUUCAUUAACGAGUUUCGUAUUUCGAACCACAAACCGCAAUACAAACAGCUCGAUUGUUAUUUGAGUUUAAAGCCUUGAUUAAAUAAUAACCGACAUCGCCGCGAUAAGGUAACAACACAAUAAAUAAAGUGGGGCGUCUUAAAUCGAAAAUAACACUCACACGCCUGCUUAUUUGUAUCAACUACUGUAACCCAGUAAUAAUUGAUUUUCACUACGCCUUUGGCGUUUUCCUUUUCGAAAAGCCACAGAAUAAGCAAAAUGUCAAUAUCAGCUGAUCAGAAACGAGCGUUGGACGCGCAAGCAGUGAAUAAUUUUCGUGAAUAUUUGCAAAUUCCUUCCGUUCAUCCUGAUGUUAAUUACGAUGGCUGUGUUAAAUUUUUGCGAUCACAGGCACAAAGCUUGGAUUUACCCGUCAAAAUUAUUACCCUUGUUACCGGCAAGCCUAUAGUCAUACUAACAUGGAUUGGUAAAGAACCUCACAUUCCAAGCAUUUUGCUGAAUAGCCACAUGGAUGUAGUGCCAGUUUUUGAGGACAAGUGGAAAUACAAGCCGUUUAGUGCAGAUAUAGACGAUGAAGGGAACAUCUAUGCUCGUGGCACUCAGGACAUGAAGUCUGUGGGAAUACAGUAUUUGGAGGCCAUCAGACGAUUAAAAUUGGAAGGAGUACAAUUAAAGAGGACCGUGCAUGUGUCAUUUGUGCCAGAUGAGGAAAUUGGUGGUGUAGAUGGAAUGAAAAAGUUUGUGCAUACUGAAGAAUUUACAGCAUUAAAUGUUGGGUUUGCUUUAGAUGAAGGAAUGGCCAGUGAAAACGACGAUUUUGUAUUAUUCUAUGGAGAGAGGAGUAUUUGGCAUAUCCAUAUUCAUUGCCCUGGUACCCCUGGACACGGAUCUUUAUUGUUGAAUGGUACAGCUGGUGAAAAAGUCUCUUAUAUUCUAAAUAAAUUUUUUGAAUUUAGAAAACAGGAAAGGCAAAAGCUAGAGGAUAAUAAAGAAUUGACUCUUGGUGAUGUAACAACAAUAAAUUUAACGAAGUUAGAAGGUGGUGUUCAACCCAAUGUAGUGCCUCCAGAAUUAACUGUGGUCAUCGAUUGUCGCAUACCAGUAACCGUUGAUCAUAAAAAGUGGGAACAAACUAUUAAAGGCUGGUGUAGAGAAGCCGGGCCUGACGUAUUUAUUGAAUACAGUCAAAAAGGAACACCAGUACCAGCAACCAAGUUGGACAAUUCUAAUCCAUUUUGGAUUGCUUUUAAACAAACGACUGAUGCUCUCAGCCUUAAGAUAAGAAGUAUAAUUUGUCCGGGUGGAACUGAUGUUCGGUAUGUGAGGGAUGUUGGCAUACCUGCUUUAGGAUUCUCACCUAUAAACAAAACAAAAAUUUUGUUGCACACUCAUGAUGAACAUCUGAAUCGGGAUGUAUUCCUCAGAGGAGUUAAAAUUUACGGUAAAAUAAUAAUGGCUCUGGCAAAUGUACAAUGAACUUUGAUUAACUUGUUUCUUGAACUAAAUAACGAAAUAAAUUCUCUUAGAUAUGUUUCUUGAUAUAACCACCAUAAAAUAAACUGAAAUCCGAGUCCAUUCGUUUGCUAUGUUUCGCAUUCUCUCAUUUGGCUAAUCAAAUUGUUAUUCACUUGAUACUCAAUUAACUCCAAAUGGCUUGGAAAACAGUAAAAUGCCAGUAGUAUAGCUAUAUAGUGUAGCUACACAUCAACAUUGACGAUAGUGAGCAACAACAUAAGUCCCAAUUUUCUGUUUUUUAAUAAAACUACAAGAAUGUACCGAAAUAUUUAAGGUUUGUCGGUUGUUCAAUUACUUAUUAUGCAAAAUCAAAAUGAUAUAUCAAGGUCAGAAAACUUUUUUAUCUGCUGGAAAAUUUAUUUAACUGGAGUUUUGCCCGUUUCUUACUCUUACCAUAUGCUAUGGAAGUAAUAACAUUUAAACAAAUGGAUCAGUUAAAAAAAAAAUUAUUUAACCAUUUGUUAGACUUUCUAGGGGACAUGAAUUAUUAUUGCGGUGAAAUGCAACGUGUGGUCUAAGUCAGUUCAUCAUUUUUCAGAGAUAAUUUUGCAAUGCUUUAAUUUACUUAUAAAAAACUGACUUACUCCUCCUUGCUUUUCACCUGGUGAUAUAUAUUUGAAAGACGAAUUUCUAACUUAUAGUUGAAGUUAUUGAAGUAUUUCCAUAACCUGUUAAAACACAUUAGAGCACUCGCGCCAAUGGUCCUUCCAGAUAUGCACUUUAUGCGCUUUAAAAAAUUUAUUUUAAAAGAAAUGAUAGCUUCACAUAUUAAGCCAGGAGCCUAGGGUUUUUCCAGCGAAACAUUUUAAUUUAAAAUAAGUGACUGCGACACCGUAAUUCAACGAAUUCAUAAAGGCAGUACUUUUUUUUUUGUUUCAAUGCAAAUGUAAAAUCUAAAAUUGAUUUUGCCUAAAUUAAAAUUUAAAUUUUGGUCGUUUCCUUUCAAUUGAAGCUUUUAAAACUUUGUACUGUACAUGGUGGCUAUACUGAAGUCGAGGCUAUUGCCUACCAUAUUAUUUAAGCUACGAAGUCGACACGCGACCUUCAAUUGUUUUUCUGUUACAACAACUUCAAUUAGGGGAAAAACUACACAACUCCACUAAUUUAGCUUCUUCGUAUUUUCAAUACUAAAUAAGUUAGCAAUAGUGCAGGCUCGAGUUUUUUCACCCUGUAUAUAAUUUUUAAUUUAUUUUACCUAGGUAAGUAUUAUUUAUCCCCAAGUACUCCAAAAUACUUGAAA